Molecule: messenger RNA, 2036 nt
Organism: Pogoniulus pusillus (Red-fronted tinkerbird)
Lineage: Eukaryota; Metazoa; Chordata; Aves; Piciformes; Lybiidae
Gene: TPPP
Product: tubulin polymerization promoting protein
Exons: 4
Coding region: 354-1202 (282 amino acids)
Biological process (GO): microtubule polymerization; positive regulation of protein polymerization; microtubule bundle formation
Cellular component (GO): microtubule
Molecular function (GO): tubulin binding; electron transfer activity; heme binding
Source: RefSeq, a predicted model, not a curated record
CAGAGCUGCCUCGGGCUGGAGGCCUCCACUCUUGCGCUGCCUCACCCCACCGUUAUGUAACGUUCGCGGGGGGCUGCGGGUAAAGGCAGCAGCAGCACCGUCACCACCACCAGCAGCAGCGUUCGUGUGCAGGAUGAAUCGCCUUCCCCAUUCUUCUGCAUCCUCCCGGGCUCGGCGAAGAGAGGAGCUCCGUGCAGAGCUGUACUCCUUUGCCUGCCUUAUUGGGCUGGGCCCUGGCAGCGGCACCUCCCGCCGCCAUCGGGGAGGGCACCCGCGGCCGUAGCCUGUGCGGGGCUAGGGCGUCUGUUCGCCGGCUCCCGGCAGCGCUGCAGCAGCAGGUGGAUGGAUGGGCCAUGUUGGAGACUGGCUGUGGGAGGUUGGCAAGCCCGGCUUUACCUGCGGGCGUCUCCCAGAGGAGCUGCGUGAAUAUUCUGCUGUUGGCUGUUAAUCUAGAGACGACAGCAAAGUCUCAGCCGCUGCAACUGCCUCUUCGUGCUCCUCUGCCAAGCAAACGGAUCCCUUUUAUGGAGAUUGAUGGCACAAUGGCUGACAAUAAAGCAAAGUCAACCAAACCUGCAAAUAGGACUCCUCCAAAGUCUCCUUCAGAUCCAACAAAGGACCGAGCAGCGAAACGAUUAUCCUGUGAUUCAAACAGCUCCCAUGAGGGAGCUAUGGCAGGAGAACUAAGUGCUCUGGAAGAGGCCUUUAGAAAAUUUGCCAUCCAUGGAGAUACAAGAGCCACAGGAAAAGAAAUGCAUGGGAAGAACUGGUCAAAGCUAUGUAAGGACUGUCAUGUGAUAGAUGGAAAGAAUGUGACAAUCACAGAUGUUGACAUUGUCUUCAGUAAAAUCAAGGGAAAGUCUUCCAGAACUAUCACUUUCGAGCAGUUUAAGGAAGCACUUCAAGAACUGUCUAAGAAGCGGUUUAAAGACAAGAACGAUGAGGAAGCAAUUCAGGAAAUAUAUAAACUAAUUGAAGGAAAAGCCCCAAUAAUAUCUGGAGUAACGAAAGCCAUUUCAUCUCCAACUGUAUCACGCCUUACAGAUACAUCAAAAUUCACAGGUUCUCACAAAGAGAGGUUUGAUCCCAGUGGGAAAGGAAAAGGUAAAGCUGGUCGAGAAGAUCUGGUGGAUGCUUCAGGUUAUGUAUCUGGUUAUAAGCAUGCAGGCACGUAUGAUCAAAAAGUGCAAGGAAGUAAGUAAGGCUGAGGGUUUAGAACACAGAGGGAGGAAGAGUGGGGGAAAGACAACUUAAUUGUAAGAAUGAUGUAGAUGAAUCCCACAUGUUUUGGUUAUUGUGAACGCUAAGACUACGUUGUCAAGAAGUUGUUUUCAGGAACUGGAACUGAUUUCAACAUCUGCUGAGCUACUUGCGGCACAACACCACUUCAUUACAUUCCUCAUGCAUAUAUUGGCAAAAUUAGAUGUAUUGGUACAGAAAACUCCAUUAUUUUGUUGAGCUUUAGGAAAAAAAAUCAACAAAGCAAGCACCAAAGUCAACCACACUUUGUCAAUUCAAGCAAAAGUUCUCACACAUUCCUAAAUGUUCAGCUGCCCUGAGGAUGUUGAAGAGAACCUCUUGAAAAGAGUGUCUUUUAUAGCAGUCCUUCUGAACAAUAUCCCAUUAUUUAUGCAGUGUGAUCUGAGUACUGUUUGAGGCUUUUGAGAAGUGUCUUACACAGGAUUUGUAUCUUCCUUUAAAUAUUCAGCAGUAUACUAUUGGGCAGUAAGUGGUUGUACUAUACAAGGUGCUAGCCUGUAAAUGUCAUCUACCACUCGUGAAAAACUCUUUUAAAAAGUUCUUUCUGGGACAAUAUAGGUUCUAAAGGAUUUUAUGUCAAUAGAAAGAAGUGGAAAACACCAGCCCUUACUUUCCUCCCAUCUAUACUUUGUGCUUAUUACUGUGUUUACUGUAGCAUGGUUCUGACUUGCUGGAUUUGGAUGGAGCUAUUGUGCUAACCUGAGAGAUGAGGCACAAGGCACUACUAAGGAAGACAUUGCUACUAAAGCUUUUUGCAGGGACAUUCAGCUAAUGUU